CGAAUGAUGAAGCUCCCACAACAAUGGAGAAUGAGCGUGUACUGAAGGUGAGGAUUGAGUGCAGAAGCUUCUGGGAAUCAGGGAAAAAUCGUUCGAACCCAAUGAUUGGCAAUGAUUGCAGCUUAUAUAGCACAAUCCCAAGGGUAAAUUGGAGAAUUAGGUAUGAAUCAUCCAGCUGGCACCUGAGUGAACGAGAAGGUUUUCUUGGUUUUGAUCUCUUGGCUUUUCACGUGCCGUCUUGUUUUUUCAAUUUUCUUUUGGCUUGGUGCUGCUGCGUGCCGCUCAUGUUUCAGCUUUUGGUAGUUGAGUUUGGACUGCAGUCGUACAGUUGCCGUUGGAUUGUGAAGUUUGUUGCAUUUCGGUAUUUCGCAGCUUGCACCUUGAACGUGUUGAUGUUGCUUUAGUAUGAGCUGUGUUUUGGACAGAGUUUGGCAAAUGUUCUGCAGGCUCGUCAUGUAUGAUGUAGCAGUAUUAAUGUGGACUUGUGCAAUGGUUUUGUUGUACUGUGAGUUAUCCAAUACUCUGACUUAAUUUUCCUUGCAGUUACAACUUCAAUAUGCUAAACCAGGUCAGUCCAGAAUUCACUCUUGAGCUGAUUAUACCUUGCCCUGUUUUCUGUGUAAUGGUGGAAACCCUGUUAACUGAACUUGAUGAUGGAUACAAUAAGUAAUCUACUGCAAGACUGCCCUUUCUGGCUUGAUCAUUGAUGUUGGAUUGCAGGAUGUUAUUGGCUCGGUUUUUUGCAUUAACUGCCUGACAUGCUAUGAUGAGAGCCCUUUGUGGCAUGUGAAUGUUGUUGUUUGAUGUUGUGUUUGUCUGUUGUAAAUGCAGGUUGGCAUUCCAUGAUAGAAACACA
This is a messenger RNA of Lathyrus oleraceus (garden pea), 856 nucleotides long. RefSeq lists its product as uncharacterized. Bases 24 to 404 code for a protein of 126 amino acids. Lineage: Eukaryota; Viridiplantae; Streptophyta; Magnoliopsida; Fabales; Fabaceae. The transcript has 2 exons. The record is from RefSeq and is a predicted model, not a curated record.